UGAUGGAGUGAUUGGAGUUGUUUGUAAUUUGGUCGUUAGCGGAAGACGGAGACGUAUCAUUACUUAGAACGUCGAUGUUCAAGUGUUUGAGUGAACUGGGCGUCGAUGGCAGUAUAUUUACAUCUGAGGAAGAUAUAGAAUGCUUUUUGGGCGGCUGGAUGGAACAACUGGAAUCAGGGUUCUGUCCUACUAUCUCUGCCCUGAAGCUUUGGAGUUCAAUCAUGGCAUUCGGUUGCCUGGAGACGGAUUCGAACAGGGUGAAAUGAGUUGGAGAUUUGUAUGCGUAUGUAUGGAUCCCGUUUGGUAUGGAUUUGGGCUUCGAUACGGUGGGUGUUGGGGGUUGACCUGUUCGCCAAGAUGCUCCUUAAGUUUUCGACU
This is a messenger RNA of Yamadazyma tenuis ATCC 10573, 378 nucleotides long. NCBI's taxonomy places the organism in Eukaryota, Fungi, Ascomycota, Pichiomycetes, Serinales, Debaryomycetaceae. The record is from RefSeq and is a predicted model, not a curated record.